CUCUCCUCUCUCUCGCUUGCUCGCUCACGCUCGCUCCGCUCCGCGCUCGGGGAGCAGCUGCUGGGCCGGAGAACAAGGAGCGCGGGCGGGCGGGCGGGCGGGCGGUGCGAGGCUCCUGGGUCCGGUCCUUGCGGGCGUCCGCCGGGGACCAUGCAGCUGCGGGAGCAUCACCACCAGCAGAAGCAGCAACAGCAGCAGCAGCAUCACCAGCAGCAGCAGCAGCAGAAGCAGCAGCAGCAGCAGCAGCAGCAGCGGGCACAGCAGAGGCGGGGGAUCCUCGGAGCCUAGGCGGCCCCAGCCCCGCGCUCUCCCGGGGAAGGAGCCUUGGCCACGGGGGCUGGCCGCCGGGCGGCCGUCCAGCCGAGCUUCGCCGGCCAGCGCUUCUGCGGGAGGAGGAGGAGGAGGAGGAGGAGGACGGCGAGCGGAGGAGCGGUCAGGUAGCAGCCCCAGCGGCAGCCAGGCCCCGGCCCCAGCCCCUGCAGCAGCGGCCCCAGCGGCCCCAGCCGCGGCAGCGGCCGAGCGCGCUGCCCGCCCGGGAGGGACGGCCGAGCAGGCUUAGCAGGCGGAGAAGCCGGGCGCCCCCCGCCGCCGCCCUCACCCCAGCCCUCGCCCCGCAGCCUUGCCGGCCAGCGAUGACAUCAACGGGGAAAGAAGGCAGCGGGGCGCAGCACGCGCAGUAUGUGGGACCCUACCGCCUGGAGAAGACGCUGGGCAAGGGACAGACAGGCCUUGUGAAGCUGGGGGUUCACUGUGUCACAUGCCAAAAGGUUGCAAUCAAAAUUGUGAACCGGGAGAAGCUCAGCGAGUCAGUGCUGAUGAAGGUGGAGCGGGAGAUAGCCAUCCUGAAGCUCAUAGAACACCCACAUGUUUUAAAGCUGCACGACGUUUAUGAAAAUAAAAAAUAUUUAUACUUGGUGCUAGAACAUGUGUCGGGUGGUGAGCUCUUCGACUACCUGGUGAAAAAGGGGAGGCUGACCCCCAAGGAGGCCCGCAAGUUCUUCCGACAAAUCAUCUCUGCUCUUGACUUCUGCCACAGCCACUCGAUAUGCCACAGGGACCUGAAACCCGAAAACCUUCUGCUGGACGAGAGGAACAACAUCCGAAUAGCGGACUUCGGGAUGGCGUCACUGCAGGUUGGGGACAGCUUAUUAGAAACCAGCUGCGGGUCACCCCACUACGCCUGCCCCGAGGUGAUCCGGGGCGAGAAGUACGACGGCAGGAAAGCAGACGUGUGGAGCUGUGGCGUCAUUCUAUUCGCACUGCUGGUGGGGGCGCUCCCUUUCGACGAUGACAACCUGCGGCAGCUCCUGGAGAAGGUGAAGCGGGGGGUCUUCCACAUGCCGCACUUCAUCCCCCCUGACUGUCAGAACCUGCUCCGGGGCAUGAUCGAAGUGGACGCCUCCAAAAGGCUGACGGGAGGAGUGAAGCCCCCGGCCCUGGUGCAGGGGGGCUCCCGUGGAGAAGAGCAAGCUGUGGCCCCUGUGGGGUGUGAACCUGUGUCCUACGUGUCCGCGUGUAUGCGCACAGAUGUGAACCUGUGUCAUGCUUGUGCGCAUGGAUGUGAACCUGUCAUGUUUGUGCGCACGGGUGUCAUGUUUGUGCAUGCGGGUGUGAACCUGUGUCCUGUGUGUGACGCGGUGGAACCUUUUCCCCGUGUCGGAUGCCACAGAUAUGUGAACCUGUGUCAUGUUACGCGGUGUGCCUGGCGUUUGUGCGUGGAUGGAACCCGCAUGUGUGUGGCAUGGGAUGUUGCCACUGCCCUGAGCACGGUCUUUGCACCUGCUGACCUCACCUCCUGGGGGAAGAAGGGGGAAGGGUCCGAAUGGGCUCCUGUGGCCCUGCCCGGCAACAGCUGCCACCAAGUAGAUGUCCAUCCACAAGGGGGCAAGAAUGAGCCGGAGCCAGAGCAGCCCAUCCCCCGAAAGGUGCAGAUCCGAUCCCUGCCAUCCCUGGAGGACAUCGACCCCGACGUCCUGGACAGCAUGCACUCUCUAGGCUGCUUCCGAGACCGAAAUAAACUCUUACAGGACCUCUUAUCAGAGGAGGAAAACCAAGAAAAAAUGAUCUAUUUUCUCCUCCUUGACCGGAAAGAAAGAUAUCCCAGCCACGAGGAUGAGGACCUCCCCCCACGGAAUGAAAUAGACCCCCCCAGGAAGCGUGUGGACUCCCCAAUGUUGAAUAGACAUGGGAAGAGGAGGCCUGAGAGGAAGUCCAUGGAGGUCCUCAGCGUGACGGAUGGUGGCUCCCCAGUCCCCGCCCGCCGAGCCAUUGAGAUGGCCCAGCAUGGCCAGAGUAAAGCCCUGUUCAGUAAAAGCCUGGAUAUCUCUGAAGCCCAUCCCAAAUUCAGCAAAGAAGACAGGAUGGCCAGUGCCAGUGCAUUGGGGUCCCGGUCAAUCAGCGGAGCGUCGUCGGGGCUCUCCACCAGCCCGCUCAGCAGCCCCAGGGUAAGUACCAGCCUCUGGAUCCCUCCUUCCUGCCUUGUCCUCUGGAUCCCGAAGACCUGCUGCCCACCCGUGGCCUGUGGGGCCUGGUUCUCCCUUCAUUUGUGGCCUGUUCCAACUUUUCAGCAAUCAGAGAAUUCUCAGGGGCUCUACGCCUUCCUCUCGAUCCCGAGCCUCAGCCACAGCGUCAUCUCCCAGACGAGCUUCCGAGCAGAGUACAAGUCCACGGGCGGGCCGGCCGUCUUCCAGAAGCCGGUCAAGUUCCAGGUGGACAUCACCUACACGGAGGGGGGCGAAGCCCAGAAGGAGAACGGCAUCUACUCAGUCACUUUCACACUUUUGUCAGGUCCAAGCCGGCGCUUUAAGAGGGUGGUGGAGACUAUUCAGGCCCAGUUAUUAAGCACGCACGACCAGCCAUCAGUCCAGCAGUUAUCAGACACCACUAACUGUAUGGAAUUGAUGACGGGGAGACUUUCCAAAUGUGGCAGCCCAUUGAGUAACUUCUUUGACGUAAUUAAACAACUUUUUUCAGACGAGAAGAACGGGCAGGUGGCCCACCCCCCCGGCACGCCAACCAAGCCUAGCGCCCACAGCCAGCGGAGAGAGGCCGAGGCGCCUGCCGCCAAGUACCCGGGCGGCAGAGACAAGGCAAAGUCGGCCGCACCAGCCGCCAGCCAAGAGCAACCCUAGAGACAGACUGCCGCCCGCCCGCCCGCCCGCCCAGAGCUGCCCUCCCCCUAAGCACAGCGCCGAGCCCGGCGAGCCCCGCGGCCUCCGUAGGGAGCCGGCCUGGCCGCCGGCGGGACGGGCAGAGCAGGCUGGCACUGCUGCCAGGGCAGCCGCGGGAGCCCGGGCCGCCCGGACCGAGGACUGUGUAUAUGUACACGACCAUAUAGAUAUUAUAUAUAUAUAUAUAUUAUAUAUAUACAUACAUACAUAUAGAUUUAUAGUCGCGCUAUGCUCUGGGCAGCCAGGCAGGGGACGGGCGGAGCCGCUGACGGACGGGCAGGCAGGCGGCACGGACGGACAGACAGACGGCACGGACACAUAGCACAGACUUCGCAAAGCACUGGCUCUGGCGAGGGCGCCGGGCCUCCCUCUCCUCCCCACUGCUGCUCUGCUCCCUCCCCCGGCGGGGGCCUUUCUGGGCUCCUGCUUUGGCCCUGGUUGGCUCUGAGCGUGCUCUCUGUCUCCUCCCCUCCUCGGCUCUCUCUGUCUCUCCUCUGUCCCCGUGUCUCUCGAGUCUGUCUGUGUGUCCUUUUCUUUCCUCUCAGUCUAUGGAACUGUCUCUUUGUUUCCUCUUUCUCCCUCUCUGUGUGUCUAUCUCUCUGUCUCUGUCCCCAUGUGUCUCUUUCCUCUCUCUCAUUCUCUUUGUGUGACUGUCUUUCUCCAUCUGUGUCUCUUGUCUCAUUAUAUGUCU
Messenger RNA from Sarcophilus harrisii (Tasmanian devil), 3861 nucleotides. It is a transcript of the gene BRSK2, whose product is annotated as BR serine/threonine kinase 2. The record is from RefSeq and is a predicted model, not a curated record. Bases 633 to 3131 code for a protein of 832 amino acids. Gene Ontology annotation, biological process: microtubule cytoskeleton organization; protein phosphorylation; intracellular signal transduction. Gene Ontology annotation, cellular component: cytoplasm. NCBI's taxonomy places the organism in Eukaryota, Metazoa, Chordata, Mammalia, Dasyuromorphia, Dasyuridae. Gene Ontology annotation, molecular function: tau-protein kinase activity; ATP binding; protein serine/threonine kinase activity. The transcript has 24 exons.